GUAUUUACGCAUUAUAUACCCCGUAUAUUUUGACGAUAGCCAUUCUAACAUUUUAGAGAGCUCAGAAUGGCAUCAAACAUUCAAUACCAGAAAGGAGAGAGACCCGACCUCGCUAAACAUGACAGCGCCGUACUGGACCUGGCGUUCGCCAUGGAUUGUACAGGAAGCAUGUCCUCUUAUAUCCACACUGCCAGGGACAACAUCAGGAAGAUAGUGGAGGACAUCGUUGCCGCCGAGAAAAGCGACGUCCGUCUAGCUCUAGUGGAGUACCGCGACCAUCCCCCACAAGACUCUUCAUUCGUUACACGGGUACACGACUUUACCCCGUCCAUCGGGACAAUGAAGAAGUGGCUGGACGCAUGCUCAGCGCAAGGCGGCGGUGACACACCGGAAGCAGUUGCCGAUGCUUUGCAUGAUGUUCUAAAACUAAGCUGGCGGGAAAACGCCACCAAGAUCUGCGUCUUAAUAUCUGAUGCUCCUCCACACGGCUUGAGUCCAAAUGGCGAUACAUUUCCGGAAGGUUGUCCAGCGGGACUGGAUCCCAUGGUAACGGUCCGUGAACUUGCACAGAAAGGUGUAACGUUGUAUUCUGUUGGUUGCGAGCCUGCAAUAAAUCAGUAUCGAGACUUUUUCAUGGCACUGGUUUAUAUUACGGGCGGACAAUACGUUCCUCUUGCCGGAAGCAAAAUGCUCACUCAAGUUAUCAUUGGUGGGGCACAAGAAGAGAUUUCCCUGGAAAAAUGGAUGGCGGAAGUAGAUGAGGAGAUCAAAAAAGAAAUGGAGGCGGGUCGGAAGAUCAAUGACGAAGAAAUGUCCCACGUAAUUCAUAAAAAGCUAAAAAGCAAAGGGGCUGUGUCUAAGCAAUUGAUGCAAAAUAAAAUGGCGCUGCGCUCUGAAACCGACGACGUCAGGAAAUACGCUGAAUAUACAACUAUGGGCGCCGUGCGCGGAGGCUAUAAAAUGGCAGCCCAUGCCCCGUCAAUGGCGACUCAUAGCGAUGUAUAUGAAUGCGAAGAAGCAGAAACAUCUUUAGCUCAAGCGACGAGGAUGGUGCAAAAGUCCAAACAGCGCAUGAUGAAGAAAUUCUAACGAUAAUCGGUAUUCAGCAUACCGGAUAUACUUGCAUUUUGACUGAAUUAUCAUCUUUUUGUUAAUUCAUUGUGGAUAUUUAAUUCACCCCAUAUCAAUUCAUUAUGUAUAUAAGGUAUUUUUCUAUGAUUUGUACAUGCAUUCAACUUUAUAUGCUAAAUUAAUCCAUUUUUGUUUUUAGUGCAAUAUGAUAAUAAUAAAUAUUCACACCCA
Messenger RNA from Magallana angulata, 1302 nucleotides. RefSeq lists its product as uncharacterized. Gene Ontology annotation, molecular function: protein serine/threonine kinase activity. Gene Ontology annotation, biological process: peptidyl-threonine phosphorylation. Lineage: Eukaryota; Metazoa; Mollusca; Bivalvia; Ostreida; Ostreidae. The coding region runs from base 67 to 1089 and encodes 340 amino acids. The record is from RefSeq and is a predicted model, not a curated record. The transcript has 2 exons. Gene Ontology annotation, cellular component: cytoplasm.